Messenger RNA from Saprolegnia parasitica CBS 223.65, 2976 nucleotides. RefSeq lists its product as hypothetical. The record is from RefSeq and is a predicted model, not a curated record. The transcript has 13 exons. NCBI's taxonomy places the organism in Eukaryota, Oomycota, Saprolegniomycetes, Saprolegniales, Saprolegniaceae. Bases 88 to 2850 code for a protein of 920 amino acids.
AUUUGGCGCAAGAACGGCCUCACGCUGCACCUGCACACCAAGUUUUACACGACGAAACUCGCCUUGUACCUCUGGCGGUACUUUACGAUGCUGCACCGGGACAUGCGCCGGCGGCAGUACGUGUGUCUGCAUGGCAUGCUGCUGCGUCAUCGACGAAAGGAGACGUUGACCGAUGGUGUCGAGAACGACGUCGUGCCGCUCACCCGCAUCAUGGACUCGCCGAUGGGCCACAAAAUCAAGCACAAGACGCGUCUCCACGACCUCUGCAUUACCACGUACAUCAAAUACCGCAAGAAGGACCGGCUCAACACCCUCGCCAAGGCGCUCGUCUUUCAGCGCAUUGGCCCGAUCGUCUUUCGCAUCCUCUGGCUCUACAAGGAGAAGAAGAAGCGCAGCCGCCUCGUCUCCAUGUUUGGCGUCUUCAACGUCGUACGCCACCGCUUCCUCUGCUGGCUCCGCUUUGCCAUGAUCAAGAAACAACACGUCGGAUUGUCGAGGUUCCCAUUGGUGCUGCCAGACGAGCCGUCGUCACGGACCGUCGGACGCGCGCUGCAGUGGCGUCAAGACAAGGAGUGGCGCGACCAAGGGCUACAGGAAGCCGCGUGUGAAGCCAUGGCCCUCCGCGACGCCAUCGAGGCGCUCCGUGUAGCGAGAGAAGCGAGCCAUGCUCGGUUCCUCCGCCGCGAAGACGAGAUCCGCGACAUCAAGGUCGCCGAACAAGGCAUCCAGGACGACGAGCAAGGCAAGACGCUCCAAAUGACGUCGCAGCUGCACCACUACGCCAACCAAAUCAUCCAUACACGCGUGCGCAAGUUGUACGAAGUCAUUUGCCGCGCGUUCGACAUCUUUGAAGACCAAGCGCGCGAGCACCUUCUCAAGUCGACGUUCCGCGCGCUUCGGUUGCCCGCGAUGUCAAAGAAGAUGACACUGCUCUGUCACCGGUGCCAAUUGCGCAACUGGAUCCGAUUGGCCAAGCGGUUUGGGUACUGGCUGCACAACAUGCCGCGCUACCAUCGGCUCAAGCAUUUGCACUACAUGUGGCAGCGUUGGGCCAAGUUCAUCCAGGGCCGACAGCUCUUCGAGUCGCCGGGGCUCGCGGCGACCAUGCGGCGGCGGCGGGUGCUUGUCUCCAAGUUUGAGCAGCAUUUGCUCCAGGAAGACUUUAUGAUGCUCCCGACGGUCCUCGACCAAAAGCUCGCGUUCAACUCGUUCCGCGCAGUCUUCAUGCGCUGGGUCGAGUGGACGCAGCUCCACAUUGGGUUCACGUCGCUUUUAUCCAAUUUUCGAAAGCGGAUGGACGUACGGCUCAUGGGCCACGUCUUUCUCUCGUGGAAGCACCACUUGCGCCAAACCUACGUCGUCUUGCCAGCGUCGUGGCGCGAAGCUCGGUAUGCGGCCGACGUCGAGCGACUUCGCUCGUCGCUCUGGGCGCUCCGAAAGCACCUCGUGUCGUGGCGCGUGCGCAAGGUGCUCCGCGCAUGCGACCACAUUCUCAAAGUCAGCGUGUGCAGCAACCCGACGCUCAAAAAUCUAUUUGCCGCGCACACAAAAGAGGUGCUGCGCCGCCUCGCGCUCGAGAAUCGCCUCAUGUUUGUCGCGUACAACGAGCGCAAGCUGCACCAUUACGAGGAACGCACGACACCCAUGUAUGGCGGCACCAAAGGCAUCAAGUUUGAGUACGACAGCGCGAUCUCGUUCGGCCACAUUCGCCAAGUCAUCGUGGUCUGCGGCAAAAGCAUCGAUGGGCUCGCGACUGUCGUCAAGUCGUUUUCCGAGACCGUGGAGAGCCGCCUGUAUGGCAACCCGUUCGGCACGCGAUCGGUGUUUCAGCUCGCGCCGCACGAGCUCCUCGUCAAGGUCGAAGGGUUCGCGUCGCAGUCGACACUGCUGGGCCUCCGCCUUGGCACGAGCUACGAUCGGUACUCGAAGUGGUAUGGCCGCGCCGACAUCGGCGUCUACUUUUGCCUCGAGGCCGCGCCGGACGAAGAGGUCAUUGGCUUCCACGGCUACGCUGCGAAAGACUCGGUGCACGGCAUCGGCGCCGUCUUUCGUCGGACCACCGAGCGCAACAUCUUUGAAGGUCUCUGGGCCCACGCCAAGGUGUCGGCCGACGACGCUAGCAUCAGUCAAUGCGACCGGCAGUUUUCGCAUUUUUUACAAAUGCGAUCGUGCGACAUUUACGCGGCCAUGGAGCGGGCCCAUCGGCUGGCGCUGCGCAUGUGGCGGUCCGAGUCGACGGACCAGGCGGUGAAUCGCCUGCGCAUCGUCAUGGGCAUUUGCCACUGGUUUUUCAACGCGCUCACGCACGGUCUGGUCAAGCUCAGCGCAAACGAAGACGAAGGACAUCGCAUUCUCCAGGAAGGCAUCAACAUCCGCGCGACGGGCGAGCGGCUCGUCGCCGAGGGCGAAAAGAUCCUCGAGUCAGUGUCACGCUACCGCGAAGGCCGGAAACAGCAGCUCAACGUUGCCGUGCUCGGCUUCAAGAAGAUCCAGGAGCUGCGCCAAAACAUCGAGCUCGGCGAGGCGACGAUCAAGCGGGGCAAAGUUCAAAUCGCCGACGGCAACAGCGUCAUCUUGGCGGGCCGCCAGCUGUUGCCCAAGAUCCCGCUCACCGAUCGCAUGGUCAAGAACGUCCGCGAGCUCUACCGCAUCGUGCUCACAAAGGACUCGAUGGACUCGAUGAGCGACGGCAUUCGAAAGCUGCUCCUCCAAGACAAGGACCCGGACACAUCGUUCAUCGACAUGAAGGACGUGGCCGAGGCGCGCGCCAACGCUGCCUUUGAUAUGGGCCAAGCCCGCGCCGAAGUUGUCUCGUCCAACCUCCGCGAGCGGCUCAAGGUCUCUCCCUAACGAGACAAAGACAGGAUUCAAAGCACUCGCACGAUUGCUGCGUGCGUGGUUCUCCCUCGCGUAGGCUCCAACGAUCGACCAAGCAGAUCCAAUCCAGUUGCCAUCGACGAGAGACUAUAUAGUGGA